Messenger RNA from Ochlerotatus camptorhynchus, 5914 nucleotides. RefSeq names its product mediator of RNA polymerase II transcription subunit 1-like. NCBI's taxonomy places the organism in Eukaryota, Metazoa, Arthropoda, Insecta, Diptera, Culicidae. Gene Ontology annotation, molecular function: transcription coregulator activity. The transcript is spliced from 6 exons. The record is from RefSeq and is a predicted model, not a curated record. The coding region runs from base 243 to 5468 and encodes 1741 amino acids. Gene Ontology annotation, biological process: regulation of transcription by RNA polymerase II. Gene Ontology annotation, cellular component: mediator complex.
AGUCGUUGCAACCGAGUGGAAAAGAGAGAGUCGUCAACCAUCAUGUCAUGGUGGAUAGAAAAGUUGCUUCGAGUCUGCUUGUACCCGAUUUGGAAGUGAAAAAUCACCCUUUAAGUAGCAGAAAUGUGUCCCUAAAUAUUAAAAAUCGUAACCCGAGUGCUCCUGGCGUCCGGUUAAGGUGUUUGCAGCGUUCGCCGAGAGGCCAAUAGUGAAUAGAGUACGUAGGAUAAAGAGGACGCGCAAUGUCCUCGACUGCGCCAGGCGGUUUGGGGUCAUCACUCCCGGCGAUCAUCAUGGCCAACGGAGGGAAACAGCCCAAACUGGAAUCGAAAUCCGGUGCAGCUGGAGUUGUAUCGGUCAAGGGUUCCGCGAGUGUGGCGUCCGGUUCCGUUGACAAACAUGAAUCCUGGCAAAUGGAACUGCUCAUGGAGCGGCUUAGAAGCAAAGCGAAAUCGUCACAGUACAAAUCGUUUCAGGAAAUGUCGAAAGCUGUUCGGAUGUCUUUAUUGGAAAAACGUUAUGCCUUAGACGCUGUGGAAAAAUCAAAUUUGCAGAAAACAUUAGAUAGUAUGCAGUAUUGUAUUAAAGUAACAUCCCGACAGGGCCUAGUGGAAAGACUCGACUGCCUUACGCGUCAACUUGGUCUUAAACUUAGCGAGGAUACUUCAGGAUUAUUCAUUUCGUCCGACAUGUUCUAUUUGGAAAUCAUCUUGGAUCCAAAUGGGACCGUUCAGGAUGUGAAAGUGCAUCACGAGUGUAAAAUGAAACAGCAAAGCUGUAGUGAGCUAGUAUCUUGCCUACAGCGUGGUGAUUUUGUCGACUUUACCACCCAGUUAGAAGGAUUAGCUUCGAUUUAUCAGUUGAAUGCUGAGAAGAAGAUAAAGGUGAACGCAUUCGUUGCGCUGCAAGCAUUGGAGACGGAUCUGUACAAUCUAUACUCGCUGUCAACUCAACUUUUUACUGAUAUCCAUUCACUGUUGCUAAAGUCUCCCCUUGGAGUGGUGCAAAAGCGUCGUGGAGGCCACGCCAUGAAGUUGACCUACUACAUAGCACCGUACGAUUUAUUGGAUUUGGAAGCUAAGAAAAUGAAACCUCUGAACGCUGAGCUAAUUUCGGCGGAAAAGGUUGGCUACAGUGUGGCAAUUAAUCUAGAAGCGUCCACGGCUAAUAAGUUGCAGAUUCAACCACUCUUGGUGCAUCAAGGAAAUUCUCCCGUGUACAGCCCAAUAGAAAAGCAUAAUUCCACUUCCCUACCGGCUACUUUCGUGCUGAGAUUGAACAAACCGAUGGCUUUGAAUAUUGCUAUGCUGAAGAAAAUUAAAACGAUUACUGGAGAUAACUCGGCGGCGGGGACGAGCGAACCGGUUAGUAAUAGUAGUCAGUCAUGUCUGAUCAGUUUGAUAGUGCAGCAUGCUUCGAACGGGGCUGUCAAUAACAUUGCCAAGGCAUUGUUUGUGACACUGCCUGAUCAGUAUCAUUGUUACUAUAUGACUGAGAAUAAAAAUCUACAGGGUACCAUCAUCAGUAGCAUUCCAUUCACCGAACCGCAACACGUGUCCAAGAUUUUAAGUUUUCUGCGGCAACAAGCUCUCUUCAAUCAGCUACUGUCCAGCUGUAUCCGAAACAAUGGGACCAGCAACACACGGGUUAUCGACUACGAACAUCUUCUGGUGUUUGAAGUGGCCGCCCUCUCGUGUCAGUAUAUUACGGUUUCGCUGGAGCAUCCAUUCGAAGAGUCCCUAGCGAUGGUAGAGUUCGACUUGCGGAACGUUUUGGCGAUUCAAGUACGAGUCUUCUGCAAUGGGUACGAGACGGACGAAGGAAUAUCGAAUCGCGUUUCGUUGAUUGUUCAGCGGACGAUGUCGAUUCCGGUGACGUUACGGGGAUUAAUCAAAAUUUGGCAGGAGGAAUAUGAAGUCAAAUUCAAGGGAAAAGUGGGUACUGGUGCGGCGGCCGGUGGUGGCGGAAACGGUGCCAUGGAUGAAGGAAAUUUUAGCUUGUCCAUGGGUCCCGACGAAGGCGGAGGGAACGGUCCAGCGGGACCCGGAGGAGGAGGCAGUAGUAAUGGAGGAGGAGGACCCGCUAUGAAUGGCCAACAUAACGGGAGUCUAAAUGGCAGCGGAAUGGUGCAUCAGGAUUUCUGUGAGGUGAAAAAGAUUAAGCUGGAACCGAUGGACCCAUCGAAGAAACGUCGUGGAGGAGAGGAUUUUUGUAGAAGCCCAAAGAGUAGUAAGGUAGAAUCGGAAGGAGCAAAUGAAGAAAUGGACGAGGAAGACGAUGAUGAUUAUGACGAGUCGACAAACUUGAGCAGUGGCGACUCGAACAACUCUUUGGGUGGAAAUCAACAAAUAAACGUAGGACAACACAUGUCAUCGUCAUCAUCAUCAUCAUCGUCGUCAGCAGCAGCAGUAAUGGGAGCACCUACUUCAAUCAGCAUGGGACCAACGAUAGCGACUACCGGAAAUGUCAGUGAAAGCUCCGGAAACUGUUCCAUCUUGGGAAAUUUGGACUUUUCCUCUUUGGAUCCCGAUUUAAUGCGAUCGUCCAAUAGUUCGGAUCUGGAUGAUAAUGUUGAAGUGAGUGAAUCCGAAGUCAAAUUAAUGUCGGAAGAGAAGCCUUCCUACACGUCGUCGGUUAGCAUUACUCCGAUCGGUGUGGGGAAGUCGACAAGCUCGAUUACGAAUUCCGUCCUGAACAAUAUCGGUUUGGACAAACGGCCCGGGAUUGAGAUAAUUCCAUUGGUUAAUGCUACUGCAAAUGUGCCCUCCUCGAUUACCAUUACCCCGAUUCCGUUGGGUUCCUCUGGAGGAUCAUCGAAAAGCAACAGUAGCAGUUCUGACAAAAAGCUCAGUGGAAGCAGUAGUAGUAGCUUGAAUCGAAAAAGUGGUAGUAGUAGCAGUGAAUCUGAUCGAGCAAAGCUCGAGAAGAAAAAGAAACGUAAACACGAAGAACAUCUGGCCCAACUGCAGAUGGGACCUCCACACAAGAUACUCUCCAAGAGUUCGGACGGACCCGCUUCCCCAUCGGGCAGUAGUCGGAAGUUUUCCGUUUCCCCAGUACCGCUCAAAAGUGGGAGUAGUAACUCAUCGAGUCAGUUGUUUCUCUCCGGUGGUAGCCCUGGAACUGGGUCCAAAUCUAGUCCCAAGCACUCGCCAGUACAUCACAGUAGCCCGAAGCAUCAGGGAAGCUUUGGAACAUCAUCACCGAAGCAUAUCUCCGGUGGGAGUUCUGGUGGAGGUAAACCGAGCAUGUCGGCGUUAAAAUCGGCAGCCAGUAGCGGUUCGCCUAGUUCCAAAUCGUCUUCCAACAGUGGUGGCGGAAAAGAGGAAGGGUCAUCCGGUGGUGGCAGUAAAAGUGGGAGUAGUGGAUCUUCGUCUUCUAGAGAUCGCGAUCGGGACAGGGAUCGAGAUAAGAGCGAGAAGAAAUCUGGAUAUUCUUCAUCGUCUAACUCGUCCAGCCCUAAACUGAAAACACCAGCUAUAAAACUGAAACAGCUGGAUUUGACCAAUUGUGGUACUGCACUGAGUGCCGGCGUGCAAUUGGAACUGAUGAAUAGCAAUAGUAGCGGAGGAAGCAGUUCGGGAAGUGGCAGUAUAGAUCUUACCGACAGUGGAUUAUUCGGGGCUAGUGCAGCGGACCUUUCAAAAAACUCUUCAGCUGCUGCCGCUGCUUCUGCUGCUGGAAUGCUACUUCUCCAGCAGGCAAUGAAAAAUCGCAAAGGCUCUCUCAGCGCUGUGAUCGACAAGCUCAAAUCGGCCCAAAGUGGCGACGAAAGUACACUGAUGCUACUACCAGAGCUGGCCCAACAAGCUGGUUUUUCAUUGAAAGAAGCCACCACUUCCGGUAAAACUGCUUCCUCGUCGUCUUCGUCCUCGACACCGAGCUCAACCUCCACGACUCCGGUUUCAAACCUCACUGGCUCUUCCGUUGGAUCAUCCGCAGCAUCAGCCGCGGCGGCAGCUGCUUUGGCAGCCCAUUUAUCUUCGGCGGCUGCCGCCAUGCAAGGAAAAAAUUCGGAAUAUAUGGUCAAACCAAGUUCAGAUGGAAUCAAACUUACCAUUCAGAACAAGAAAAGCUCAAAGAGUGGUAGCAGUAGUUCGUCAUCAAGUUCCAAAAGCAGCUCGAAAUCGGGAAUCAAACCGAACAUUUCAAGUGGAUCUAUGCCGUCGUCAAAGAAAUUACCAAGCUCACAAAGCUUCAGUGGCAGUUUACCUAGCAGCAGCAGCAGCAGCAGUGGAAAAUCUUCCAGCUCCGGUUCAUCUUCAAAAGCACCAUUUCAAAAGUCGAGCUCUUCUGGGUCAUUAUCGAGUUCUAGCAGUACGAUCAGAUCAUCAUCUAAAUCGGGUUCUUCGUCGUCCGGUGGUAGCAGCAGUAAAGAUAAAUCCCGAGGUAGCUCGAAAUCAUCUUCUGCUGCUGCAGCAGCAGCUGCAGCUGCUGCUUCUUCGCUAAUGGCCACCAAUGCAGCGAUGGUAGCGGCGGCUCAAGCAGCAGCCAAUGCCAAUGCAUUGAAUGUCAUGAAAAUGCUCGGUCUUACAUCAUCCAUCCAGAACAUGGAAGGAUUCGUCAAAACACUGGAUACAAAAUUCCAAAUCCCGAAGCUUUCUGCCAGAUCUGGUGGUUCUGGUGGAAGUGACGUAGACAAGUUGAAGCAAGAAUCUCGCCCGACGUCUUCUUCGGCACCAAACACCCCACUGCCCAAUGUUGCUCAAUCUCCAACCGGUAGCAAUGAUUUCUCGCUUCCAUUCAACAAAUUGCCGGGAGAUGUGUCCCCACUGCAUUCGUCCAUGUUACCGAACGUGAUGCAGAAAAUGUUUUCCGGUCACGAUAGUUCAAUGUUGCUUCGAAGAUCACCAAACCUGGAACACCAAGCGUCCAGCAAUAGCCGAGAUGGCUUCUCUUCUAUCUAUGGGAAAGGAUCAACAACACCCACAACUCCAACCGGGUCCAUUCCGCCUCCAUUUCCAUCACCGGUCAAUAUGCAAAGUCACGCGAUGGACUUUUCCAAUAGUAGCGAUUCUGCCGAUGCCAGUCUAAUGCGACCACCGUCACGUCCGAGCAGCACCAUGUCCAACCACAGUUCAUCGGACAAGCUAAUAGAAGCUAAUACCAACAGUAACUCGAUGGACGGCCUUCGAAGCACUUCUCCUGCCCAAGCAUUGGCAGCGGCAGCAGUAGCUGCACAGCUUAUGAAUAAGCUCGAUAAUACUCAGCAGCUUGUGGCUGCACUGAAGAACCAUCACCAUCAUCUCAGUGCCCUCAGCAAUGCUGCGGCUGUGGCUGCAGCAGCUGCUGCUGCUGCAUCGGCGUCAGCUGGUUCCGCCGGUUCGGGACCCGUUACUUCGCCGACGUCGGUUUCGGUUCACAUUGUAAAAUCGCCCGUCCCGAGCCCUCUUCCGUUGCAUGGUGGUUCCAACAGUACUGGUGGACCCGAUGAGGACGAGACGCUCGUUGGGGUCAGUGGCAAAUGACAAUAUCGUGUCGUCGCUGUGCGCUGUACAUAGAACGUAAUAACAAUUUUUAACAAAUCAAAACGUAUGCAUGUUUUUUACGUAAAAGCUGUUCAAUACAUAUUUAAAAGAUUCGAAUGAAUACUACUAUCAAUCAUAGUCGAUUCGUUCGGACAUAAAAGUUAACCCGUAUGAUUUAAAGUUUAUGCAAUGUCUAUCCUUUUUCAGUUUAGCAUUUCCCCCCCGUUCAGUAUGAUUAUAUUCUAAUCAAAACGAUACGACUAUGUAGUAGUCUUUAUGAGAUUGUAAUAGUGAAGAAUUAUUGAUGAAAACCGGAAAAAGGGAAUCAAUUUUAGGCAAAGGAAAAUUUACAUUAGAUGAGGUUGAGUACCAAGCGUAUCUCCCGAGGGAAGGAAUGUUAGAAUUAGCUAUUUGGAAAGAGUGUGUUCGAUAGCAGCGUUGAUGAG